This is a messenger RNA of Sordaria macrospora k-hell, 2772 nucleotides long. RefSeq lists its product as uncharacterized. Lineage: Eukaryota; Fungi; Ascomycota; Sordariomycetes; Sordariales; Sordariaceae. Gene Ontology annotation, cellular component: mitochondrion. Gene Ontology annotation, molecular function: carnitine O-acetyltransferase activity. Gene Ontology annotation, biological process: carnitine metabolic process. The record is from RefSeq and is a predicted model, not a curated record.
AUGACUCUUACUGAAGUUCGCACAUUUACUCCUCCGAGAGCUUUCGGGGACGCCAUCAGCCAGCCCGUUUCCACACCAGUUAUCACAACUUCGACAACACCGCGCUCCAUCCCCGACCUCCACAUCACACUUAGGCCCGCCAUUAGCCCAUCACUACAGGCUCGCAAGUACAGCAUGGCAUCUACUCCUGAAGAGAAGCCCAAGGGCGGCAUCACAUUUGCCCACCAGGACAAGCUCCCUAAGCUUCCUAUCCCAGAACUCGAAAGCACCUGCCAGAAAUAUCUUUCUUCCCUAAAACCACUCCAGACACACAGGGAACAUGCCGAGACAAGGCGUGCCAUUCAGGAGUUUCUUCAAACAGACGGCCCCGAGCUGCAUGAGAAGUUGAAGAAGUAUGAUGAGGGACAGACGAGCUAUAUCGAGCAGUUCUGGUAUGAUUCGUACCUUAACUACGACAACCCUGUCGUUCUCAACUUGAACCCCUUCUUUUUGCUCGAAGAUGACCCGACACCGGCUCGCAACAACCAAGUUACUAGGGCCGCCUCCUUGAUCGCGUCAGCUUUGGAGUUCGUAAGGGCAGUCCGCAGGGAGGAGCUCCCACCAGACACCGUCAGGGGCACUCCCCUAGACAUGUACCAGUACUCACGCCUCUUUGGUACCGCUCGUGUUCCCACCGACUCUGGAUGCCAGAUCCAACAAGAUGACAAGACGAAGCACAUUGUCGUCAUGUGCCAUGGCCAGUUCUACUGGUUCGAUGUUUUGGAUGACAACUCGGACGCCAUCAUGACCGAGAAGGAUAUUGCCAUCAACCUUCAGACCAUCGUCGACGACGCCCGACAAACCCCGAUCCAAGAGGCUGCUAAGAGCGCCCUCGGUGUGUUGAGCACAGAGAACCGGAAGGUUUGGUCGGGACUCCGGGACGUCCUGACGAGGGAUCCUGGUUCCAACAAUGCCGACUGUCUGAGCAUAGUCGAUAGUGCCCUCUUCAUUGUCUGCCUGGAUUACACCGAGCCAACAAGCGCUGCUGCUCUCUGCCAGAACAUGCUUUGCGGCACUAGCGAGAUCGAGAAGGGAGUCCAGAUCGGCACCUGCACCAACCGCUGGUACGACAAGCUUCAGAUCAUCGUGUGCAAGAACGGCAGCGCCGGUAUCAACUUCGAGCACACCGGUGUUGACGGCCACACCGUGCUGCGCUUCGCCAGCGACAUCUACACCGACACCAUCCUCCGCUUCGCCCGGUCCAUCAACGGCAAGGCUCCCUCGAUGUGGGCUUCGACCAGUCCCGACCCGUCCAAGCGCGACCCCGAGAGCUUCGGAGACGUGAGCACCACUCCCCACAAGCUCGAGUGGGACAUGGGCCCCGAGCUCAGCGUCGCUGUCCGCUUCGCCGAGACCCGCCUCGCCGAUCUCAUCGAGCAGAACGAGUUCCAGUGCCUCGAUUUCCACGGCUACGGCAAGAACUUCAUCACCUCCAUGGGCUUUUCCCCCGACGCCUUUGUGCAGAUGGCCUUCCAGGCCGCCUACUACGGCCUCUACGGCCGGGUCGAGUGCACCUACGAGCCCGCCAUGACCAAGAUGUUCCUCCACGGCCGCACCGAGGCCAUCCGCACCGUCUCGGACGACUCGGUCAAUUUCGUCCAGACCUUCUGGGCCGACGCCCCCGGCGACCAAAAGAUCGAAGCCCUUCACAAGGCCUGUCAGGCCCACGUCAACAAGACCCGCGACUGCGCGAAAGCUCAGGGCUGCGAUAGGCACUUGUACGCCAUGCUCUGUCUCUGGCAGCGCAUGCAGGACGAUGACGCGGCCAGCACCACUUCCGGUAGCAGCAUGAACGGCUACUCCUUCGAAGACGGCGCCUCCACCUCCGUCAUCGGCUCGCCCUCCAAGGACUCCCUCUUCUCCCAGUCCAUGGACUCUCACAACUCAGGCGGUGGUUCCGGUGCCGGUGGCGGUGGCCGCGAACGCAACGGCUCGAUCAACUCCGGUAUCUCUGCCACCGCUUCCCAGCGCGGCGGCGCAUCCCAUCAGCUCCCCGCCAUCUUCGGCGACGCCGGCUGGGACAAGCUCAACACCACCAUCCUGUCCACCUCCAAUUGCGGCAACCCGUCCCUGCGCCACUUUGGUUUCGGCCCCGUCUCCGGCGAGGGUUUUGGUAUCGGCUACAUCAUCAAGGACGAGUGCAUCUCCAUCUGCGUGUCCUCUCGCCAUCGUCAGACCCGCCGUUUCGUCGACACUUUGGAGUCCUACCUCCUCGAGAUCCGCCGCAUCCUCCGCAUUGCCGCCCGCAACGCCGCCACCGCCAAUGGUGGUAACGCCGCCUGCCCAGCGGCGAACAAGGGCAUGAGCAGGGCGAGGGAGAUCGAUGCCGCUUCCGCGACUAACGGCCAGGAAGGAAAGCCGGUUCGGCCCAAGAUCGGGAGCAGGAUCAAGUCCCGCGGGAGACUGAUUACCGGUCAAAGCAGUGGCCUCGGCCAGGGUCCCACAAGUACCUAUAACGGAGGAAGUAGUGUGGGAAAUAUCAAGGGCACGGGAGGCGGGAGUGUUAGUAGUGCGAUGGAGGAGAGCGUGGUGAUGAGUGAGGAUGACGAGAUUGGUGGUUAUGGUUUUUUCGACGCCGGCAUGCUCCAGCAAGCGCUCAAGGCGCGCCAGCAUGGUCACCACUACCAUCAUUCGCACAACAACGAGAGCAGCAGUGAUGAUCGGAGUAACCAAAGCAGACAGAGGAGAAGUAGGAGGGAUGUGGGCAAGAAGUUGCCUUUGAUUGAUUACUAG